UUUCUCGCGUCGUGGACUCGUGGUGUGUACUACGGCCGUACCGGGAAGCUUUUCGUCCCACUUCUCUUGCCGGCGCCGCGGAAAUUGCGGCGGCCGGCGGCGGAGCCUUCGGAGCCCGAGCCUGUCUGCGAGAGGGAGGCGACGACGUCCGGUGGUGGAGGUUCUGCAGAUUGGUUUAGUUUGUGAUAACUUCUCUGGGAGCUGGUUACCUGUUGUAUGAGCAUGCCGCCGUAGGUGUUGUAGCAGAAAUGCUUAACCAAAAUUCAAUGCAACAUGAAGGAACAUGGAAAACCUUGGUAAUGUUGUCACCAUUUUCUCAUCCUCAUCAAGCUGAAGUGAGAUGGAUCUCUUUUAUCAAUGUAAGGAGGUCCUAAAGAUCCAGAAGUUUCGGCGCAUGGUUUCCUAUGCUGGAUUCUACUGCUUCACCACCCUCAUUACCUAUGCUUACACAAGCAAUACGACAAGGGCUGGGAUCUCGAGAGCAGACCAGUAUUAUGCCUCAUACCCUGCUGGUACUGAGCUCCUAACUGACACUGCAAAGCUUUACAAGGCUGCAUUAGGUAAUUGUUUUGAAAUAGAUGACUGGGGUCCGAUCGAGUUCUCCAUCAUGGCAAAGCAUUUUGACCGGCAAGGGAAACCACCCUAUGCGUACCAUGCUCAAUAUCUGGCACACCUCCUAUCCCAUGGGCAACUCGACGGAAGCGGUUAAAUGCAGAAUGUUUGGUUGGUAGCAUCAUUGCAACUAGAAUUUCACUAGAUCUUGUACAAAAAUGUCGUCUUGCUAGAACACUGAUGUCAGACCACGUCAGUCAACAAAUUGCAGAACUGAAAUCAGAUAGAGAUUCUGAAAUUUAGACCGUCAACUGGUACGAUAUCAGUGCCGAAUUUGCACGUGUCACGCAACAAUUUCUGAAAAAACAUGACGCUGUCCUGUUGGAGCAUUAACUGCGUCCUUUUGUUGUUGAAUAAGACUCUGAAUGCCAAGGCAUGUGUUGGUUCG
Molecule: messenger RNA, 1000 nt
Organism: Setaria italica (foxtail millet)
Lineage: Eukaryota; Viridiplantae; Streptophyta; Magnoliopsida; Poales; Poaceae
Exons: 6
Coding region: 341-709 (122 amino acids)
Source: RefSeq, a predicted model, not a curated record